Messenger RNA from Penicillium diatomitis, 327 nucleotides. RefSeq lists its product as uncharacterized. Bases 1 to 327 code for a protein of 108 amino acids. The record is from RefSeq and is a predicted model, not a curated record. Lineage: Eukaryota; Fungi; Ascomycota; Eurotiomycetes; Eurotiales; Aspergillaceae. The transcript is spliced from 2 exons.
AUGCAGCAGUUUGUCGACCCCUCGGGGCCUCGAUCCCAGGGUGACCUCCCCGUCGCGGAAUCGAACGCGGACUCGCUUUAUGCAGCAGUGGUUGGCCAUUACCACUACGCCACUCACCCGUCGUUAGAUAUAUUUGGCGUUUUCGAGAUUAACUCUUGUCUACAGGUCUUCAAGCGGUCUAGCCACUUGAGUCUCUCGGGUCGUGUUGUGAAGUCUGACAACUCGUAUCCACAGUGGACCGUGCAGCAGACCCCAGACAGCGAUCUCCCGCUGAGCUCCACCCGGCAAGAUCAACAACAGUCCCCAACAGUUGCGACUGCGUCCUGA